AUGAACGAACAAAGUGAGAGUGAUACGGAAUAUAUUUUAGGCACACCGGAAGAAUUAGCAGAAACUGCUAAGAACGCCAACGAGGUCAAGGACGUGAAGCAGGUCUCCAUCUUGAUUACUGUAAUAGGCCCUAAAAUAUUAGCCGUCCUCACCGAUCUUAUUUCUCCUAAGAAGAUUGAUGAAGAAUCUUACGAUAAUUUGAGCAAAAUCUUGGAAGAUCAUUAUUCUCCUAAACGCCUUGUGGUCGCUGAGCGUUAUACUUUUUAUAGUCGAUGCCAGAAACAAUCUGAAAGUAUUGCCGAGUUCGUAGUGGCAGUGAAGCAUUUGGCUUCGACGUGUGAAUUUGGAACAUUCUUAUCGGAUGCACUGAGAGACAACCUAUCAGGCAGUGUUAAAUCUAAGGGUGGUGAACCUAACCUAACCCUAGGUAAGGCCGAUGAGCCUAAAGUCGUUUCUGGUUUGAAACAAAAGUAUGCCUCUGUGUUCAAAGGAGGUCCUGGUGAAAUUAAGGGAAAUUGUUUAGAUGGGGGUGACCAAGCGUUCUAUAAGGAUGCUGUGCCAAAAUUUUGUAAAUAUCGCCCUGUUCCUUACGCGUUGCGUAAAUCAGUAGAAGAUGAGAUUGAUAGGAUGAUUGCUGAAGGUAUUGCUUAUCCCGUUACUAGCUCUCAGUGGGCUACUCCUAUUGUGGUGAUUCAGAAGAAAAGUGGGGUGCGACUCUGCGGGGACUUUAAAUUUUGGACUUGGAGGCAAGCGUAUCUCCAACUUCCUGUGGCGGAGGAGUCCCAACCACUCUUGACGCUAACUACGCACAAAGGCUUAGUGCGUUUGCGACGUCUGCCGUAUGGUUUGUCUUCGGCUCCGGCUCUUUUUCAAGCGGCCAUGGACAAAAUUAUUGGUGGCCUACCUGGGUCAGUGGCAUAUUUGGAUGACGUACUGGUGGGUGGAUCUUCGCAAGAGGAAGCGUUGUCACGCUCGGAGAGUGUUCUUCAACGUCUUCAAAGUUAUGGAGUCAAG
Messenger RNA from Macrosteles quadrilineatus (aster leafhopper), 1014 nucleotides. RefSeq lists its product as uncharacterized. The record is from RefSeq and is a predicted model, not a curated record. The transcript has 5 exons. Lineage: Eukaryota; Metazoa; Arthropoda; Insecta; Hemiptera; Cicadellidae. The annotation marks the transcript as partial.